GGCGGACCCGGAAGCGGCGCGGCUGAGUCACGGCGGCGGCGAUGAGGCUGCGGCGGGCGGCGGCGGGCGCGUGAGCCAGGAGCCGGGAGCCCCCCGCCGCCAUCCCGCCGCGUCCUCCCGCCCUCCUUCCUGCCCUGCCCUGCCCUGCCCUGCCGCCACCAUGAUGGAGGAGAUAGACCGGUUCCAGGUGCCCGCCGUGCGCGCUGAGAUGCAGCCGCUGGAUCCAACAGCUGCGUCUAUUUCGGACAGAGAUUGUGAUACGAGAGAGGGAGAGACUGUAGCCAUGAACUAUAAGCCGUCCCCACUCCAAGUGAAAUUAGAGAAGCAGAGGGAGCUGGCUCGGAAGGGCUCCCUGAAGAACGGCAACAUGGGCAGCCCAGUUAAUCAGCAGCCCAAGAAGAACAACGUGAUGGCACGGACAAGGCUCGUCGUUCCCAAUAAGGGCUAUUCGUCAUUAGAUCAGAGUCCAGAUGAAAAGCCACUGGUAGCCCUGGAUACGGACAGUGAUGAUGACUUUGACAUGUCCAGAUAUUCCUCCUCGGGAUACUCAUCAGCUGAGCAGAUCAACCAAGACUUGAACAUCCAGCUGCUAAAGGAUGGGUACCGGUUAGAUGAGAUCCCAGAUGACGAGGACCUCGACCUAAUCCCCCCUAAAUCGGUCAACCCUACCUGCAUGUGUUGCCAAGCCACCUCCUCCACCGCCUGUCACAUCCAGUAGUGAGGCCGGCAGGCUGUGAUCAGUGCUUUCCACUAUAACUGUAAAACUUAACAGCCAUUGCUUCCUCCUAUGGUAGGACGUGCACCUCUUUGUGUUCAUGGAGCCAGGAGAAACCAAAAAAUUCAUUUUAUGAUUGGUUGAUAAGUUAUUUUAAACCAUGGUUAAACAAAAGAGUUAAACUCAAAGUGCCAGGCAGUGCCUGGCAGAACUGACUGGUCCAGGGAGCGGAUGCAGAAGGGCCCAGAGAUACUUCUGGGUUUAUGUAGGCACCAGAGAUGUUUUGUAAGGUGUCAGUUCCAGAAUGGGAAGGAUUGGAUGGGGCUGCAGUUAAUCCUACCCUCUAAAAACAAUCCAUUUGCAAGAUCAGGGGUGAGUGAGGUGUCAGGGGGGUUUGCCUGAGGUCAGUUUGUAAUUAGUUCGCUAAGCCUCAUUUGCCUGCGUAACCAAAAUUACACCAUGACCAGGGCACAGGAAUGGCAAUGGAGCAGGGCAUCCUUUCUUACGGCAAGUCUAGCCAGGAAUAACAUGACACAAUUCAUUCACUUGCAAGAAAGGCAAGAUGGUGGCAUUUCACUGUGAGUCAGUACUAGCUAGAGCUGUGUCACACACCCAAUGCAAUCUACCCUUAGCACCACAUUAAAUUAUCACCAAACACAUCAGAUUUGAUUUGCAAUCCGUCCAUACUCUCAGUAGAUUCAGUCCUUGCCUGAGAAUACCAGAAUCAUGAAUUCAGUUCAGUUGAAUACACUGACUUCAGCUUCUACUUAAUUCCUGCGAGAGCCAUCUGCUUCCAAAAAUCUUAAACUUUGUUCAACUAAGAAAAAAUGAGUCCUGCAUAAGACAGGACUGGAGCUGUACAGUCUGAAGGUCAGUGCUGAAAAAGCUAGUUGAAGAAAGAUAUUUUUUAGAGCUCAGCUAUUGGUGCUCUUGACAGUACAUCUCUUGGUGCCUAUGGGAGAGAUUUGUUAAUGUGCUGGUGUCAGACUUUAGGGGAGUUUUCAGCAACAGAGGGAUUAUGAGCAGAUUCAGCUGAAAAAAGCCGAGUGGAAACUACUGUUUAUUGCAUCUCAGCUCCCUGGUGCACCAAGCUUUGUCUGUUAGAGCUGUCCCACCUCAGGAACAAUUAUGUUUAUUUGAUGCUGGAAUAGUCAGGAAACCUGGUGUUACAUUAGAUUUCUGGACUGAAUUGCCAGUUCACCAACAGAUUGUUUUAAAUGCAAAAUAAUGUCUAGAAUUAGGAAUAUCUCCUUCCCCUGUUCGGUUUUACACUGCUGGCUUCAGAAGGCAUGGGACUCAGGUGAUGGAUGGGCUGGCAUCUUUCUCUGAGGUGAAAUCUUUUGACACAGCCACAACUGUGUCUUUUCCUGCUUAGCCAGGAAGAAAGGCUGCCUGCCUUACAUCAGCGCUCGCUUUAGAGCCUGGUGGAAAGAAAAAGUGAAGGCACUUCUGUUUCCGAUCAGAAUUCCCCUGAGCCACAAGAAAGAGCCUGAUCUCCACCCUGAAGUACAGAUCCCCUGUAUGAAAUUUGCACAUCAUGAGCUGACUUUUUAAGAAGUUCUCUUGGUGAUGAGGAGGACACGUAUUUAACAUCACAUGUUUUUACUCUGUGCAGUGCAAGGCAUGAUGUCAUCUGCAGCAUGAGCAAAAGAGCAGGCAUACAGGGCUCCUGGGCUUUAUUAUUCAGCAGCUAGCUGCAGGCAGCCGUGAAGGCUGUGUUUGCCCCCUCCCCAAAACAGGGACUGUUGCCCUGUCUGCCAGGGAACAGAAAGAAGAUGGAGCAGACUUGUUUACUGAGCAUCUCUGCCUCCUUGUGCAGAAGUGCUGGUUAACUUGCCAACUCCUCUAGGGAGAGAGUGUACCUCUAUUGAAUUCCUCUCACCUUCUCAUCACCUGGCAGUGCUGAGGGGGAAUAUUUCAAAAGUGUUUCUAAAGAAGCACAAAGCUUCAGCUCCCCAAUUCCUUGCUUCUUCUUUUGUGUGCCAGCCUUCCCAUCCAGUGCUAGCUCCGGUGUGAGAUUAGCAAGUUGUCUGCAGUGGGGAGAAGAGCUCUAACAGCACUGUGUGGGAAGAAAAGGUAAAGGGAGGAAAAGCUCACGGAGUCUUUAUUUUCAGAUGGGGAAUGUAGUCAAAGCCUAACAGAAGCCCCGUGGUCAAACUAAAUCCUAUAGGACGUGGCCAAGUCUCUUUAAAAGUUCACACUUCUAAAGCAGGAGGUUGCAGUUCAGCGUUGGUACCAUGCGACAUCCCCAUUGCGCUUAUCCUCCUGGGUCGGUGUCUGUGCCUUCCAGGCAGGCUGCACACACUCAGCCUUUCCCACAGGAGCAUUUUGGUGAGCCUGCUCAAGCAAUGAGGUGUCUGUUUCUGUUGGUUAACCUUGGCAGACUGCACAUCCCACAGUUCUCCUUCAAACCACCUUUGUCUUGGGACAAAGAUGGAAGGAGACCUGCUGAGAUUGUGUCUCCCAGGGCUGUAACUUCCCCUCUGAAGGACAGACCUUCCCUAUAACCACUGCUAAGUUCUUUCAUUGCCCGUGUUGCUGUUCUUUGCCUGCUAUGUGCUCCAAGGCAUUCCCCAACCCCACAACCCUGCAACCGCCCUCCACCCUUUUCAUUGUGUGACGUGCACCUGCUUCCACCAUAACCCCUUAAGGUCCCUGGGAGGGAACUACUCAUUUGCACAUGUGAGGGAGGGAAGUGAAUUUAAAUGUGAACUAGGCCAGUGCUUCCUCCAAAUACAGACAGAAGCUCAAGCCAAGUGUUUUUCCCUGCUCACAGAGGAGCUGGUUGCACAAAUAGCUGGUUUGGCACGACAGUACAGGACCAUAAAAUGGCAAUUUUUUGGCUUCUCCUCUCUAUGCUUUGUGUUCAUAUAUUUUAUUAGGGGAUUAAAGUAGAAGGGGUGGGGAAAAGUAGUUACCUGUGUAGGGUCAUUAUCAGGAAGGCUGAAUGGAUUAAGGCAAUGCACGUGUGGCUAUCAUAGAAAACUGACCACUAACCCUUCUGAACUGCAGCCCCGUAAUCAGGUUAUGACCAUGGGGCAUGUUUGUUGGCUCAUUACAGAUUAUGAUGGACAGCCCAGCAGUGUGUGUUAGCAGCAGAUUGGCUUGGCUCUCCCUGUCUGGUCUUGUGUUCAGACCUUUGUUUUGGCCAGGUUUUCCUUGUGUCCUCACUGGAGGUUGUGGGGGCUUCCCAGGAAGGAGUUGGUUGUUGGUACAUGGUUGUUCUGGUGCUGCUCUCCUUAUACCAGCAGUGUAUCUACUGCCUGGAGAAGGCAAAAGCAAACAGCACAGCCCUUGACUCUUUGUUGCAGCAUUAGAAAGCCCUAAAAUCUGCAGAGCUGCUGGGUACUCUCUGAACUGCAGGUUGCUUGCAAGAAAGCAAAUCAUUCCUUGUUCCAGUCUUUGCACCAAACCAUACAGUCUUCUCAGGCUUUAUUUUCAGUCUGAAGUGUACAGAAUACCAGGGGGAGCAGCGCCGUGGAGUAUGAAAAACUGCAUUACUGCCCAUCUAAAUUACCACGCAAAUAGGAUAGCUUCCUUAUAGUGAUGCUGGCACCUCUAACAAAGGAAUUUGCAUUUGGUGCCUCCUAAAGCCAGAUUGGCUUUUGGGGCUAGGAUUUUAAGUAAUUUUAGUCACCAAAUUAUCUGAGUUUGGGCAAAUCAUUUCCUCUUAUCAGAUGUUAGUUUAGCCCUUUCAUGUGAGCUGGCUUUGGACUGCAAGGUCUCAGCACUCCCUUCUUGUCUCUCCAGACAGUCUGCAAACCCCCCAUUUCCAGAUGUCCAUGUGAGGGGAAGUAUCCCCCCGGAGUCGAGGAAGGGUCCUAGAUAGCAUGGUCUAGUCUGCUUUUCCUGUGGUUGUAUAAAUAACCUUUGGCUGAAGGAAGGCUGAUGUCCAGGUGACCAUCCCGGAGGCUCAUUUGAUGUCCUAUCAGACAUAUUUUGAAGCCGACCUUUGGAAGAGCCACUGGAUCAUACCUGAUGUUGCUGCACGUCUACCCCCAAUGCGUAUAUUUGGCUGUCAGGUCUACUCUGCUCUUCUGGCCAUUGUGCCUGCAGGUGCCUUGCGAUUGCAAAAGCAGGCAGCCAAGCCUGCUGCACAGACUUCAUAAGGGGCUUGAGGGUGCUGUGCCCACCCACAGACAGGACAGACUCAACUGCUUCUGGUUUGGCUCUCCAUCUCCUUUCCCAAAAGGAGACAGCUGAUCUGCUCAGCUGUGUGCUGGCUGACACAUUGAUCUGAGAUCCUGAGCCCAAACCUUCCCUCUCCAUGCAGAGUCUGUCCUCAGGCCGGCCUGCAAGCUGUACAACGGCGUACAGGAAGCUUGAAAAGUACAGCACCCUGUAUGUGACUCAACAGAAAUAUGAAGAUGCUUUUGAAGGAAGGAAAGACCCAGCUGGGCACCAGAUGGAACAAGAGAAGAAAAACAAGCAAUAACUGGAAAGGUUGCCAAGUGCUGCCUUGGCCUAGGGCAGAUUCCAGUUGUCCAAGCUAAUCUAUCUCAGUGCAGUGCUGAUACCAAGCAAAGCUUGCUUUCAGAUGCAUACACCAGAAACAUUGUGUCCCUGAGCUAGCACUGCAGCCAAAUACUUCUGCAGAGAGUCUGCUGGACCAUCAGCGCGCAGAAAUGAGAUCUGGGGUCCCUUGCUGCUUUUGGCACGUGUGUUUGCUCCAACCCCAGGCAGGUCGUGUCCCCUCUUGACAUCCAUUCACUUCUGCAGUGCAGGGGAGAAACCUGCCUUCCCCGGCCACUACCACCCCGCAUGGAUCUUUUCAAGUAUGUGGCAGGCACCAUUGAUAGGACAGCUCUGCAAGCAAGGUGCAAAAAGCAAGUUAUAAAAGUUUUACACGUAUUUUCAAAGUUCUGCAGAGAAUAGCAACACAACUCUCCUUUCCCUCUGUUUACCAGCGUCCAGUGUUGCUUGCAUGUGCCAGAAGGCUGCAGGGUGAGCUUAGUAUAGAGAUCAAACAGCUUUGGGGGCAGAUGUUUGGCAAGGGGUUGUUUCCCAGUUAUUUGGCUGCUGUCCCGUGCACAGCUGUCUACUUGAUAUGCAGGCUGACACAGGGAAUGUGUAAGAAGAAUUGGUGGUCCAACAGCACCAUCCCCUGCCAGCAGACUUAAGGAAUUCAGGAGUGCAAGUGGAUUUCCAGCUCAGACAGUGAAUUUUAAUUGGGUGGAAGAGAUCACUGACGGGCUUAUCUGGGAUAUUCCCAGGGAAGUUUCAUGCUUUUAUAUUUAGCAUGUUUGUAAUGAUCUGAGGCACUUGUGUCUGGGCUCUUCCUUUAUUUUUCCAUUCUUCCUUGACGUACUCACACAGUAUGGCCACUCUUACCUAGAACAGAACAGGCUUUGUCACCUGGCUGCUCAGCGAGCACAGGCUGCAUGUGCCAGCCUGAACAUACCCUGGCUUUGGCCUCUGGCACCCUUCAGAGCUGACUCUUCACAACUCACUUCUCUUUCUAGUUCUCAUGUCUCGAAAACAUCUGCAGAGAUGGGCAGAGUGCUACAGGGGAAGCUGGACUAGGCUGAGCCUGAGGGGCAGGCACGGGAAUGUCUUAAUUUUAAGGUGCUUUUCACCUCAAGGAGGACAAGGCGUCCUUGUCACUUCUUGUCGAGGCCUUCUUGUGCAAGAGGCUGCCCCAGACCUUGAACUGCACCUCACCAGACGAACGUGCCUGUUACAGAGCCACGCAAACCCUGAAGCAGAAGGGCAAGAGGCUUAGAGGAAGAGAUUGGGACCUGGGAUUACACACAGAGGGUUGAUGGCAGACUAACCACGUGCAGGUUUCUCCGUGGGGCUGGCAUCCCAAUUUUCACUCCGUGUGUUGUGCAGCUGAGCUGUUGCAUCUCCUCCCAAAAAUUACAACUACGUCCCCUCCUUCAUCCCCCUUGACACCAGUGGCAGUCCCAGGAUCACAGCAGCCUGGCUGAGCACUCCUCCGACAGCUUGCUUGGAAGGCAAGGGCCAGGGGCUAAUGGAGAUGACAUGGAUCAGAGCACCGUGGCCCAUGCAAGCAUUCAGGAAGCCACGGCACGGAGCAGGACAUCGCUGACUUUCCCUGGCGUCUGUGGCGAGCAGCUCUUCCCAUUGCUUCCCAGACCCACUUGCCAGCAGAAACUGGUGGUGGGUCUGAGGCUUUCUUUUUCUGUAAAAAGCUGCUUCAGCAAAAGAUGGAUUUGCUCCUGGAAGGAGCUCGCCUGGCUGAUCGUGCCUGGUCUGCGAGGCAGCCAUUUCCAUAGUAACAAGUGGCGAUAGAGGCGGUGGGAUUACAUCAGGGAGUGAAGGUACAAAAGAAGCCUCAUUUAAAUUUGGCUGUCUCAGGCGUGGCACUGGAAGCCAGCGCAGUAGGCACCAGGAAAAGAAAAGGCCACCGAAAGGCCGUGCUGAGCUAAGUCCUGUUACACACCACGAUGUUUGCCCUCCUGGAGCAGGAUUUCUCCCCAAGCUGCCCAUUCAGCUGUCCCAGGUCAGGUCUCCAGAAAGCACUGCUCUGCCCUGACUGCCUUCUCUUUUCUGCACCAGUUCUAAAAAAGCUGCCACUCCAUUUGUUACUCAUCUUCCUCAAGGCUGCAUGAUCUGGGAAAGGCAAAGUUUAUCGGGAGAUGUGAUACAGACCCACAGGGAGCUGGAAAAUUUGGACAAGGUCUCCUCUUCACAGCAGCUCUUCUGGUUUUUAUCACUUCUGCCUCCUUCCCCAGCUCAGAUUUGUCUGCUCUGUUUCUUUGCAUGGGGAAGCUGGCUGGGAUAGCAGGUAUGUUCGGCUUGUCGGUGACAAACCGAAGGCAAACAUCAGACCAGCAGGAGAUCCAAGAGGUGUGAUGGUGGGUGAGCCACCGAGCCGGACGGGAUUUCUCUUCACCCACCUGAGUGGCCAGGGGAAGGCCGUGGGGCUGAGGGUCACCCAAGCGAGUUUUUUACCCACCAAGCCCAGGUGGGUGCCGUCACCCUUCCAGCAUCAGCACUGUGGGCACACUGGGACCAGAGAUCUCGGUCCAAGACCUGUCUGAGCCUGAGACCCAUGGGGAGGCACAGGUGGAAGUCUGUCGGUGGUCCCCUUCUUGGCUGUGAAACACAUGGGUAGGGCUGUGGUUCUGCAGAGAGAACCAACUCUUGCAGAGGAUGAAGUCUUUGCAGGGGAGAAAUUUCAGGAAGAUAUUUCCCCCCCCCCUCCCUUUUUGCACGUUUUUAACCAUUUUAACCCUUUCCACAGGCAUUACUGAACCUUAAUAAAGAAGGAAAUGAAGCACCAUUAAAUAGCUUUCUAAAGGGUUCUGAAAGCAGGCGCUGCUUGCAUGUGGAGCUGGUCUGUGUCUACCGUGUGACUUCCACACCUCAUGGCACAUCCUGUAACUGAGUCCCCUGGAGUGCUGCGCAGGGACUAGGGUGGGAGAACCAACACUGACCAUCACGUCAAACAUCAGUCCCAAACUAGAGAAGGGUCAGAUAAGGGAAGGGGGGAAAGCAGCAGCAAUGAUAGAAGUAUAACUAGUUGUCACAGGUAAACUUGGGUAUCCGUGUCCAGUGGUUAGUUCUAGAAUCGCAAGCCUUGUUAUAUUGCACACGUCCUCCUUUCACUCCUCUUUUCUCAAAGCAGCCAUCGUCUUUUUCUUUUCUUCCUCCCCUUGAACUUGUGAUGAGCAACAGAGGCAGUUGCACCAGAAUGACUCUCAGCCCAGUUCUGCAUCCCCCUCUCCCACCCAAACCCAAGGCAGUCCGGACAGCUGUUGGCCAUCACAGUUCUUAAUUUUUGGUAACUCCACUUGGAUUUCUUUCCUUUUGUACCAUGGCUUCCUCCACAAGCACCCCAGCAGGGCAGCACAAGAGGCUCUGACCAUGUCCCGGGAAGCUUCUUUGCCCCUGGCAGCACCUUGCAGACUUGCACCUUACUGGGAACGUACUGGGUCGAUGCUGGUGAGAUCUGGCACUGCCAAUCUUGCGUACGUGGCAGCUGAUGGGAAUCCACCGGGAGAAGCUGGCAGGAAGUGGCUACUGCCCUUUUCUUUUCAAUUUUGAGGGAGAGGGGGAUUUUUUUGGCAUUAAGAUUUUUGUCCACCUUCCAGUGGCCAAGUUCUGGGCUGCAUUAAUAAUUGGGGUUGAUUGGCUGUCCGGGCAGGUAUGGAGCUUCACACCAGCUUUGAUAGCAAACAUCACAGCUGCAUCUGCAGCAUGGCUGCAGGCUGGGUUUCUCCUGUGCUGGCAACAAGCAGGCUGCGCUUCCAGCUGGCUCCAGAUAACCUGGCAGGUGGGGGGACAGCCCUCUUCUGAGUCCGGAUCAAGUCCGAACUUCCAUUUCAUGUCCUCAGCUUGAAAGAAACUAAACCCAAACAAAUGCUACCAAGGUCUCCUUCCAUCGCGCAGUACAUGGCGCCCAGGGGAGGGGGUGGCGGGAGGCAUUUGUGGGUCACUGCAAAUGGGAUCCUUCUGGGAUAUAGUUAAUGGAAAUGCCUUUCAGGAGAGACCUCCCAACCUUUCUGUUAAUCUCAAAGCAGGAGAUGAAUUUCUGGCUGUCCUUGCAUAUAGUGAAACAUAGCUGAAACAGCCAAAUGCAAAGUAGAGUUAAAUGUAGGGUUUGACCUGAAUAACCUUUUAAUUAGGAAGAUAAAUUUGUUGUAGCUUGACCUUAGUCCAUGUUAGGAACCUGCUAAUCAUUUGACAUGCAGAGUGUAUUAAUGCUGCACUUAACUUGGCCAUUGGUUUUAUUAUCUGGUUUUGGGAGUUUUUUACUCCUGAAGCAUCAGUCUGCAUCUUGUAUGGAUUCUUUUUCUUUCUUCUUGUUCAGAACAUGUAGCACACUGUUGUACUUCUGUUCCCGUCCGCGUAGAGUAUUGCCUUAAACAGAUCAGUUGUGUUGUGGUUUGUUUUGGGUUUUCUUUUUUUCUACCAUCAGUUUUAUGCAUUAAUUUAUUUUAAAAGUAUGUUUUUUUUGAAAAAAACAUGAAGCGUAUAAUAUUUUUUUUUAACAUUUCCAUUGCAGUAUUUAUCAUUGUUACUGUUUGUGUGUAGUGUAACAAUUAAUGAUAUUAAAAAGCAUACAUAUGAAAA
Cygnus atratus (black swan) is the source of this 9757-nucleotide messenger RNA. RefSeq names its product family with sequence similarity 219 member A (gene FAM219A). The record is from RefSeq and is a predicted model, not a curated record. The transcript has 6 exons. NCBI's taxonomy places the organism in Eukaryota, Metazoa, Chordata, Aves, Anseriformes, Anatidae. Bases 161 to 718 code for a protein of 185 amino acids.